Molecule: messenger RNA, 3824 nt
Organism: Cervus elaphus (red deer)
Lineage: Eukaryota; Metazoa; Chordata; Mammalia; Artiodactyla; Cervidae
Gene: NUDT19
Product: nudix hydrolase 19
Exons: 3
Coding region: 151-1296 (381 amino acids)
Cellular component (GO): mitochondrion
Molecular function (GO): hydrolase activity, acting on acid anhydrides, in phosphorus-containing anhydrides
Source: RefSeq, a predicted model, not a curated record
AACAGCCCGGGUUCACCGAUUGCCCCUUGCGCGCCUCCCAGGGAGAGGCGGAAGUUCACUUUGCAAGAAGCCAGCUUCUGUGCUCACUUCCCGGGAGAGCUCCAGUCGCACCAGAACCCCGAGCCCGGAAGCCUCGCGCCGCCGCUCGCCAUGAGUGUCCCGGUGCGACCGGGCCCAAGCAGCUGGAGGCGGGCAGCCACCUUAGUGCUGGCGGCGGGCUGGACGCGCCCGGUCCCCGACGCCCCAUCGAGGCCCCAGCCACCCGCCGAGGGAUUCCGGGUGCUGCUGCUGCAGCGCUCGGCGAGCCAAGGCUUCUUGCCCGGGGCGCACGUCUUCCCGGGCGGGGUAUUGGAGGCGGCAGACCGCUCGACCGAUUGGCUGCGCCUCUUCGCGCCGCACCACGGGCCGCCCCGCUUUGGCCUGGGCCCCGCGCCGCCCCAGCGCGCCGCCUUCCCGGUGCUGCCCAACAUCCAGCCGGGAGCCGUGGACGAGGACGCGGCGGCGCUGCCCGAUGACAUCGCCUUCCGCAUCUGCGCCAUCCGCGAGGCAUUCGAGGAGGCGGGCGUGCUGCUGCUGCGGCCCAGGAGCCCGCGGCCCCCUGAUCAGGCGCCGGGCUGCGCCCUCGCGCCGCCGCCCGCCCUGGCCGACUGGCGCACCCGCGUCCGCCGGGACCCGCGGUGCUUCCUGCAUCUGUGCUCGCAGCUCGACUGCACUCCCGACAUCUGGGCGCUGCGUGACUGGAGCGGCUGGAUCACGCCCUUCUCACGCCCGGGCGGCCGCCGUUUCGAAACCACCUUCUUCCUGUGCUGCCUGAGCGAACCGCCGCCGGUCUUCCCCGACUUGGUGGAGGUGGUGGGCUGCCAGUGGUCAUCUCCAUCAGAGGCAAUUGAAAGCCUCAUAUCAAAGGAAAUUUUGCUUGCACCCCCACAGUUCUACGAAAUACGUAGACUAGGAAACUUUGCCUCUCUGUCUGACUUGCACAAAUUUUCUUUGGAUCGUGAAUCAGAAGGAACGGAAAGAUGGAUGCCAAUCAUAUUGUUAACUGCUGAUGGGAAGAUCCAUCUUUUACCAGGAGAUGAGAUGUACUUAGAAGAUUCAAACUUUUUAGAAAACUGUAUGUCCACUGAAAAAAGGAAUGAAGAAAUCAUGAACGAAGGCAAGAAAUUUCACCGAAUAGUGUUGUAUAAUUCCCACAGUUAUGGAGAUUAUACAGGUUAUAGCAUCCAUGUGACAGUUCUGCCAAAGUAUAAACACGUUUAUCCUAAGAGCUUUGUAGUGGGCAAGAGCCGUCUGUAGAGAGCAGCUGCUUUAUAAGCUGGCCCACUUGUAGUUGUUCUAGAGAGAAAUGAGGGUUGACUAGAUGUGCCUGGAACUUAAAGAACUUUGUUCCUGUAAGUUCUAGGAGCAGUCUCUCCUAUCUCAAGUGUAUUGUGUAGCUCUGUUAUUUUAUCCUUUAAACCUUAUAGUAUCCCACCAGUAUAAGGUAUUAAUGUUUUGUUACCAAAAAGAGAAAAAAAAUUUCACAGAGAUUUCCACUUCUGUGUUGUUCUGUUAUCAAAAGUUUAAAUAAGAUGUUCUACUGUAUUGUCUUCGAACUGUAUUAGCAUACUACUUUAUAUGCUAGGCGUUUGAUCCAUUAAUUCCUUAGACUUUCUGCUGGAAUUAAUUUAAGGGUGAUACAUGGUGAACAGAAGACUGAGGUGAUCUUCAAGUGACAGUGUCAUUAUUUUCUUAUGACUUUAGCUUGAUGAUUAAGAUGUAAUUCCAUUAAAACUAAAUGGUAUAAGUUAUUAGUUUACCAAAUUGGAAAUUACUUUAGUGAUUGUUGUAAAGAAAUAUGAAGCCAUAACAGAAGUCAUAAUUUUUAUUUUGGAGUGCUACUUGACAGAAUACAAAGAGGUUACUAGAGAGAUGUAGAACUAUUCAUUUAAUCGUGCUUAUUAAUGGUAUUUAUUAUCAGUGUUUUUAAUAUGGGUAAUUUUUUUACCUCCUCUUAAGAGGAAUAAUCUUUAUUGCUUAAAGAUGGGAAAUGGUUAAGAAGGAACCAGUUAUAUUUCAGAUCUUUGACUAUAUUAUGCAUUGUAUCAAUACAUUGAAUUUCAUUUUUCAUAAAAAGUAUUGAUAAAUGAAGACUUUCCUGUAGCUCAAAUGCAUCGCAUCUACAUGUGAUGCAGGAGACCAGGGUUCGAUCCCUGGGUUGGAAAGUUCCUCUGGAGAAGGGAAUGGCAAUCCACUCCAGUAUCCUUACCUGGAGAAUUUCAUGGACAGAGAAGCCUGGGGGGCUACAGUCCGUGGGGUCGUAGAAUCGCAAAGAAUCAGACACAACUGAGCAACUAACACACACACACAUGCACACACACACACACACAGAGGAAAACAGCUAGAUCAGUGGUUCUCAGCCCUGGGCACUGUUGCCCUUUAGGGGCAUCUGGCAGUGUCUGGGAGCAUUUUGGGUUGUCACAACUGAGAGUGAGAUGCUCCUACCAUCUAGUGGAGAGAGACCAGGGAUACAGUUUAAUAUCCUGGAAUGCACAGGACAGCCACCCACAGUGAAGAAUUAUCUGGUCCCAGUUGAGAAACGCUGAUCUAGAGUAAAAUCUAUUGUCUUCAGUAAAUGAUUCCAACAUGUAAACUUUGAGAGCAACAAAUAGGGUUUGCAUUCCAUCUGGCUUCUAAGUCUAUAGGAGUUCUCCUUACCGAUGUUUAGCCUUGGGCAUCCUAUUCUUUCAUUUUUAUAGAAAACAGAAUGUUACGGCUGGGAGAGACCUCAGUGAAUACAGGAUUUUGCUGACGAGAAAACUGAGACAGAUUCCCACAGCUAGUUAGUGCCGCAGCCAAGAGUAGAACCGGCUUCUUUUUCUAGCAGGUGGUAUCUGUUGCCUGUCAGUAGAGGCCUGAUCCUGUCUGCCCACCACACCUUGGUAUUAUGGUCACCAGGGAGACCACAACACUGCCAAGUAUUGGAUGGAACAAUGCUUUACUCAUUUACUCAAAGCAGCAAGGCCAGCUUCUGAACGACUUCUAUAAGAAUCUAAAACUGGGCUGGUGUCAGUCUUGCAGGCUCACAUGUCCUUAUCCUCACAGUUCUUUGUCAACAUAAAACAAGAGGGCCUGUAAUGUGGGAGAUAAAAUAAGGACUUGAAUGUAAGGGGACUUAUCUCCUGGAGGAUAAUUUGUCGGAGGAGCCCACAUACAUGGGCAUAUGCAGGUCACAUCCUUUUAAAAGGAAAUUGCUUGCCUUCCACUUUCUCUUUUCCCUUCUCACUGGCUGGAAAUGGUGGCAACUGGAGCAGCUACUCCGGACCCCGAGACAGAAGCCAGAUGUGAAAGCACAACUGCCUGCUACUUGGAUUGCUCACCUCUUGCUUGUUAUGUGAAGAAAAAUACACUUCUAUUUCAUAUAAGCCACUGUAUUUUAGGAUCUCUUUGUUAAAACAGUUUAGUUUGUUCCCUAAUCUAUACUUUUGCCUCCUUAGCAGGUUCCCUUGGCAUAGCCUUCCCUAUGUUGGAAGUCUAACAAUUAUUGAAGCUAAAAAUCUUAGUCAUUUGUGAUUCCACCUUUCCCUUCAUUCCUAUAUCCAGGUGACUAUCAAGUCCUAUUGAUCUAUUAUACACAAUUAUCUUGAAAUUCCCAUUUCCCACCUCUGUAUUGCUAUCACAUUGGUUUGAGCCACAGUUGACUCUCACUUAACCAACUGUAACAGCUUCAGAGCCAGUUUCCAUUUUCUUUCUUCCCCUCAAUGCAUUCCUCUUGGAAAAGUGAACUUGAUAUUGAAAUGAUGUCACUGCCCUCAUUAAAGUCCUUCCAUGGCAUUUCUUCACAC